CUUCAUUCUUUUGUAGGUCAGUUCUGUGCCUCCCAACCACCUGGACUUCGUUCUGGGAGAAGAAUUGACGUCCAUUCUCUUGCAGUCAUACGUCUCGUUCAUAUCUUCUUUUCCUACCUGCCCUUCUCGUCUCUCGACUCAUCAUCUAUAGAAAUAGCCCUUGCCCGGCCUCGACGCGACCUCGAAUUGAAUUCUGUCCGCUUUAGACUUAUUCGAGUUUACCGAAAACCUGCUAACUGUCUGGAAGACGCCUCUAACACCAUGGAGUCUUCUCCUCCAAGGAGCAGUUCUAAUGCUUCUGUGGCAGGUGUGAAGCGUCCAGCGACCUUGUUGCCUGCCUUUGAGCCAUUGAGUUCUUCGCCUUCUCUUCCUCGACCCCAGAAGCGUGUAGCUCGCGAUGAUCAUGGAAUUGUAUCAACAUAUCCAACUCCUGUUCCGACGUCAUCGACCCAUAUCAUGUCCUCUUCGCCCCCUCGAAUGGCUUCGCGUCGAACCUUGACAUCGUCAAAUUCCGAACGAACUCCCCUGUCCACUGUCCCCACCAUGAUGCUUCCGGAGACUGGCGAGCCACUUCUCAUGGGUAGAUCCAGUGCAUCUUGCCAUCAUCAACUCGCUGCCAACCGUAUGAUUUCGAGGGUCCAUGUCAAAGCUACCUAUAAGCCUGCACCUAAUCCCUUCGAUCGAGAUAGGGUUGAGAUAAUGUGCAUGGGCUGGAACGGGAUCAAACUUCAUUGCCAGGGGAAAACGUAUGACUUGGCCAAGGGAAAGACUUUCACUUCUGAUAUCAAAGACGCAGAUAUCAUGAUUGAUGUCCAUGAUGCGCGUGUUUUGGUCCAAUGGCCGCGAAAUGAACGAAAGGACUACGCAUCCACCGAUUCCGAGCAGACCUGGGAAGAGGCUACCCCACGACGUAACAGACAGUCUCGUCGAAGUUUGCAUGACAGUCCUAAUGUGGAACGCCGGCGCUUGGCUUCCCCUGUCUCGCCUUCUCCUGCAGUCAAAUCCCUAAUUCCACCGUCCUCGCCACUGUACACUCCAACACGUGCAAGAAAUGCCGUGGUUGUUUAUGAGGAUGAACCGUCUCCCGUCCGCCGUAAAAGCUCAGGAGAUGCCUUGCUGUCUGAAGCGAGCCUAAAGUCUACCUCUAGUGUAGGGGACCUCUUGCAGAGCUCACAAUCGAGUGACCUGAGUGAUCUCAGUAAGCCUGAUGAUUUGUCGGACCACGAUGAAGAGAAUGAUCCCAUCGUUCAUUCCUUUGGACCCUUUGGAGACAAUAUCUUGCCCCGUAUGGCUUCCUUCACUGCUGAUGGAUCACCACUCCGCCCCGCUCGUCCUCGUAACCAGCACCCCGCUGAGCCGCUCCGCCCUGCUCACUCUCCUAGACAGCCAUAUAAGCCGGCUGAGAGAGUUGAUCUUACACUAAGCAAGCCACUUGAUGAGAGCUUUGAGAGAGUUCAGAAUCAUGCUAUCAAUCAGCUGGCCUUUUCUCGUCUUUCUUCAACGCCUUUCUCGACAAUUUUGAAUAACCUCCCACCCUCCCUUUGGCGGCGGGAUACACAUUCAAAGGAAGGACCUACACGGGAUGAGAUUCGCGCCAUCAUUGAUACCACGAAGUGUAUUGGGAAGGUCGCUCGGGAAGGGAAGGAUGCUGCGGGGAAGCCGCUCGAGAGUGAAUAUUACUAUAUUCCCGACUAUGAUGAUGACACGAUGCGACGGGAAGCUGUGGUACAUGAUCUCAGGAAGCCAGGUCUUCGGAACUGCCGAAAGCAACACAAGCAAUAUUUCUGGCGUAAACCAAAAUGAACCAAGUGAUUGGAGGCAAGUUACCUUCAUUCGAGAAUGACCCGCAAAAGCUCUCUGGAUGGUUCUUGUUCUUAGUACAUAGUUGCAAU
Molecule: messenger RNA, 1892 nt
Organism: Aspergillus caelatus
Lineage: Eukaryota; Fungi; Ascomycota; Eurotiomycetes; Eurotiales; Aspergillaceae
Gene: fhdA
Product: putative transcription factor Tos4
Exons: 2
Coding region: 262-1803 (513 amino acids)
Molecular function (GO): protein binding
Source: RefSeq, a predicted model, not a curated record